AUGUCGUGCUUAUGGAUGGAACUUUUCAGCCCUAAAGCCUUUCAAAUUGACUUUGAGAUGGCAGUUAUCAAUGCAAUAGCCAUUCUGUUUCCUUAUGCUCAAAUCAGAGGUUGCUUCUUUCAUUUCUCGCAGUGUUUUUGGCGCAAAAUUCAAGAGUUAGGCUUAGCAACAAAUUACAAGACUGAUGGCUCAGCACUUAGAAGUUACGCCAAAGUCAUUCAAUCUUUAGCUUUAUGUCCUUUGGACCAAAUAGAUGAAGCGUGAGAAAUCAUAGCAUCAUUUGAGCCAGAAGGGGAAAGAGUUCAAGAAUUUACAGCAUAUUUUAUGAGAACAUGGCUGCUAUCAAAUGCAAAAUUCAGACGCGAAUUUUGGAAUCACUUUGACAAUGAUGGUAUGCGGACUACCAACAAUCUUGAAGGCUAUCAUCACGCACUAAAUAAGUUAGUAGGGGCUGCUCACCCAAAUAUUUUAAAAUUCAUUGAAAUCAUAAAGAAUGAGCAGCAGAUAUUCAGAAAAGUUUUGGCUAAUAUUGCAGGCAGAGCCAAACCACCCAACAGUAGGGAAAAAUACAGGCUUUUGCAUGAAGCUGUUGAGAGGACAAAAACUUUAAUGAGGAGAGGAGACAUUUCUUUAAGCGAUUAUAUUGAGCAAAUUAAGCGGAAAAACUCCUAA
This is a messenger RNA of Blepharisma stoltei, 672 nucleotides long. The record is from the annotation of a GenBank genome assembly. NCBI's taxonomy places the organism in Eukaryota, Ciliophora, Heterotrichea, Heterotrichida, Blepharismidae.